This is a messenger RNA of Paramecium pentaurelia, 2002 nucleotides long. The record is from the annotation of a GenBank genome assembly. NCBI's taxonomy places the organism in Eukaryota, Ciliophora, Oligohymenophorea, Peniculida, Parameciidae.
AUGGAAAUGUUGUAGAAACAAUUAAUUAACUACAUAUAUGAGGAAAGAAACAUUGGAGGAGGAUAAUUCAGUGAAGUGUUUUUGGGAUAUGAAAUAUAUACAAAAGAGAAAGUAGCAAUAAAAGUACUAAUACAUUGAGUUAAGCAAAUCGACUGUUCACGAAUGAGAGAUUAAGUAAUGAUACAGAUGAUGAGAAAUGAGAUUGGAAUUCUUAAAAUUAUACCUAAAUAGUAAAACAUUCUGAAAUUAUAUGAUGUAUUUCAAAAUAAUUAACUCGUUUACAUAAUUACUGAGUAUUGCAAUCAAGGUAUAAACUGUCAAUUUAAUCAAAGGGGACUUACAAUAGUUUAUUUAGAAACAUUAAAUAACUGAAGAUAUAGCAAUUGAUUUAAUCACCCAUGUAUUGAAUGGUCUUUAACAUUGCAAGAAUAAUUGUAAGUAUUGAUCAUAAGAAUUUAAGAUAUUAUUCAUAGAGACAUUAAACCUGCAAAUAUAUUUAUGAGUAAUGGAAUACCUAAAUUGGCAGAUUUUGGAUUUGCUCUAUGUAAAAAUGUUUAAAAUGGAGUUGAAAUACAAAAUUAUAAUGUAGGUACUCCUAUGUAUAUGGCUCCAGAAACAUUAUUGAAUAAUCAUUAUAGUUUUAAAAGUGAUUUAUGGUCAGCUGGAGUAGUUUUAUAUGAAAUGAUAUUUGGAUAAUAGCCAUUUAGAUCACAAACAGAACCAGAAUUAGUUUAAAAACUUAGAAUUUAUUAAUAGAAUGGUUUACUUUAUUAUCCAUUUUAAUGUUCUCGGUUUUUAGAUAUUCUGAUAUAGAAUAUGCUUUAAUGUGAUAAAUAAUUGAGAUGGUCAGUUGAAUAAUGUUUGGAUUAUUUAAGAUAGAGAACUUAAUAAAGAAUGAUAACAAGUCAAAAAUAUAUACCUUAAUAAUCUUAACAUGCUAGAAGUGUUACUCCAAUUUAAAUAGUUUAAUAAUAAUAAUAAUAAUAAUAAUAAUAAUAAUAAUAAUAAUAAUAAUAAUAAUAAUAAUAAUAUUAGUAAUAAUAAUAAUUGUUAUAAUAAUAGCUGUUAUUAUAAUAAUAAUAGAAAUCAAUAUUACCUAUUUAAUAUUAAUAAUAAUUCAAAAUUUAAUAAUAUCCAAUCUAAGUUAAUACCAGUCAAUAAUUAUCUUAACUUCCUAUGUAAAAACAAAUCAUUUAAUAAUAAUAAUAUUUACAUUUUUCAAAUCCCUCUCCCCAUUCCAGCAGAGAAACUCCUUAAUAAUUUAAUGGAAUAAAAACAACUCAAGAAAUUUCUUAUCUACCUAUGAGAUUCCCAUCAGUAUAGAGAGAAAGAAAUACAACAUUAUAAGAUGAAUCACAACGGAGUAAUGUAGAACCUAAUCAACAAAAUAAACAUAAACAUAGUUAAUAGUUUGGCAAUUUACUGUAUAAAAUUGCAAAGCUUUUUAUUAAUACAUAAUAUUUUGAAUAAUUCAGUUUAGGUAAAAUGUAUACAAGAACCGAAUGCAUGUUUUUGCAACUUAAAAUAUAAUUCUGUCUAUUAUAAUGUUGCAUUCAAAUAGUAUAUUCAAAAUUAUAUAAUUUAGUUUUAACAUUCUAAUCCUUGUUUACCUGAAUGCUAAGUCAGAUUAUUAAAUGUUAAAUAAACAAUACUCUAAAUGCCUGAUUAAUAUAUCCAAGAUCCUAGAUUUAUGUCAUUAUUUAAUAACAACUGGGUUUUGGAGAAUAUUUUAGAACAAUUGAGAGAAUAUAACUAUGUAGCCAUACAUUUAAUUAAUGAUUACUUACAUAAAGAUUGCAGCUAUCCAUAAUUGAUAGUAAUAUUAGAUUAUUUGGUUAUUCUACAAUAACUAUUGAAACGCUUUGCUGCUAGUCUUACAUGGAUGGAAUUUGAUAAGAGAAACAAUAUUGCUGCUAUAGUACAGGCAACAAUUAAUCCAAAUCCAAAUUAACUUUAAUGGAUGAAUAUUUGCAAUAUAAUACAGAGAGAUAUUGUUAAAUGA